Molecule: messenger RNA, 5560 nt
Organism: Crotalus tigris (Tiger rattlesnake)
Lineage: Eukaryota; Metazoa; Chordata; Lepidosauria; Squamata; Viperidae
Gene: ADSS1
Product: adenylosuccinate synthase 1
Exons: 13
Coding region: 40-1455 (471 amino acids)
Biological process (GO): 'de novo' AMP biosynthetic process; IMP metabolic process
Cellular component (GO): cytoplasm
Molecular function (GO): adenylosuccinate synthase activity; GTP binding
Source: RefSeq, a predicted model, not a curated record
UGCUUGGAACUGUCUCGUAGCGGAAACUUGUUCGCUGUGAUGUCUGGCACCCGGUCGGCUGUAGCGGCGGCUGCCGCCGCCGCUGCUGCUUCCAACGAUCGUGCCUCUCGCCCUGCCGCCGGCGCUGCUAUCGGCGUCGGUUUGAAGCGGCUGCGAAGCGAGCCGGGCGGCAACCGUGUGACGGUAGUGCUGGGUGCUCAGUGGGGCGACGAAGGGAAAGGCAAAGUGGUGGAUCUCCUGGCCACCGAGGCCGACCUCGUCUGUAGGUGCCAGGGUGGAAAUAAUGCAGGUCAUACUGUCGUUGUUGAUGGGAAGGAAUACGAUUUUCAUCUCUUUCCUAGUGGUAUAAUUAAUUCUAAGGCUGUUUCUUUUAUUGGUAAUGGAGUGGUUAUACAUUUACCUGGCUUAUUUGAAGAAGCUGAAAAAAAUGAGAAGAAAGGAUUAAGAGACUGGGAGAAAAGGCUUAUCAUAUCAGACAGAGCACAUAUUGUGUUUGAUUUUCACCAAGCAGUUGAUGGACUUCAAGAAGUGCAGCGUCAAGCACAAGAGGGGAAAAACAUUGGCACAACAAAAAAAGGAAUUGGACCAACUUAUUCUUCCAAAGCUGCACGGACAGGACUUCGGAUUUGCGAUCUUCUUUCAGACUUCAGUGAAUUUUCAUCAAGAUUUAAAAAUCUGGCUUACCAGUACAAGUCAAUGUUUCCUUCUUUAGAAGUUGACAUAGAUGGGCAACUAAAAAAACUAAAGGGAUAUGCUGAAACAAUAAGACCAAUGGUCCAAGAUGGAGUUUAUUUUAUGUAUGAAGCACUACAUGGCCCUUCUAAGAAAAUUCUGGUGGAGGGUGCCAAUGCAGCACUGCUUGAUAUUGAUUUUGGCACAUAUCCUUUUGUGACAUCAUCAAACUGCACUGUGGGUGGUGUAUGCACGGGGUUGGGCAUUCCUCCUCAGUAUAUUGGAGAAGUUUAUGGAGUAGUAAAAGCCUACACAACAAGAGUGGGAAUUGGAGCCUUUCCAACUGAACAAAUAAAUGAAAUUGGAGACCUUUUACAGUCACGAGGUCAUGAAUGGGGUGUGACUACAGGCAGGAAAAGACGUUGUGGCUGGCUAGAUCUUGUCAUUUUGAGAUACGCUCAUAUGAUCAACGGAUUUACUGCUUUGGCAUUGACAAAACUCGAUAUUCUGGAUGUCCUUGACGAAAUCAAAAUUGGUGUGGCCUACAGGCUAGAUGGGAAAAGAAUUCCAUACUUCCCAGCUAAUCAGGAAAUAUUGCAAAAAGUGGAAGUGGAAUAUGAAACAAUGCCAGGUUGGAAAACUGACACAACUAGUGCCAGAAAAUGGGAGGACCUUCCACCUAAGGCACAAAAUUACAUUAGAUUUGUGGAAAACCAUGUUGGUGUGUCAGUUAAAUGGGUUGGAGUUGGAAAAUCAAGAGAAUCAAUGAUCCAGCUCUUUUAACGGCUCAUAGAAGAGCUGCAUUGAGAAGGGGUUCACCUAAUCUCUUCUGAUCCCAGACUAAGAUGAAGGAAGAUGCUUUCAAAAUCAAAAUAACCUUUCUAGACUAUGAUUAGAAAAGAGCAUUUGCUCUUAUUUUAAAGUAUUAAAAUGGCUUGGAAACUACGUAAAAAUAAUUGGAGUGAUUUGGUUGAGGAGAAUCUUAAGAUGUAUAUACUACUAAAACUCUCCUGUUUGUCUGUUUGUAAUUUUCAAUUGGGCAAAAUGGUGCCUCAUAGGGCAACCAUUUUUUAAUCAAUGUGCUUUAAAAGGACUAACUUAAAGAAUGUAUCCAAAACCCAGGACUCAUUACUCCCAUGGAAUUGAAAUUUGGCAAAAGUGUGACCAUUUCAGUGUCACCACACUUUCAUGGUCGAAGCCACAUGAUCAUCGUUUCCAAUGAUCCCUGCCAGCUUCCCACAAGGAAACUCAAUAGGAAAUUAGCAGUAAUUGAAAGUCACUCUUAUUCAUGGUCAUUCUGUUUCUCUGCUGGUAAAGAAAUAUAUCUGGAACAAUAACCCAUAGGUCACAGGCUGUCUAGUAAAACACUUUUUAAAAGUGUCAAAUUCAUAUGGAAUUAUUUUUAAAACUUCUCUAUCAAAAACAAUCUUUCUACCACAGUCCCAUUCUUAUGCCAGGAAAUGGUAUAUAUGUUAUUGAGAACAAGACUGCCUAAUGGUGCACUUAAAAGAUAGUAGAACUAAGCAACUUCUUUUAAGUCUGGGAGCUAAAGCAGAAUUAUCUUGGACUCUGUAUUUCUUAUAAACAUUCUUCAGAUAUCAAAACACAAAGGGAAGCAAAGGAAGUUUUGUGUCAUAGAAGAAGGAGGCAAACCAAUACCUGAAGUUACGUUGGCAGUGGACAGAGUGGACACAGCUGUCAGAACCUAAGAGAUAGAUCUUCCCUUCAAUAUUUUCUGGUAGUGCUCCACGUGAAGCCUUCAGAAGUUCUGUACUUUCAGCUCAUAUGUUAGGCAAGAAAACAGAAAAGGCAAGUAAACAAACCUACAGCAAUGAAAAUGUAUUUUAAAAGACAAUAGCAAAAUAUUAUCUUGCAGUAUAUCACUGUGAAGAUGCCAUCUGUAACUUCACUUUUUUUUACUAUGCUCUCAGGUCAUAUUCUUCACUGUUCUCAUUACUGCUCACUUGACUUUUAGCAGAAAAUAAGAUUUCUCCAUCGCUCUUCAGAGAAUAAAUAAUUCAAAAUGUUAGUCUAUCAAAUUCUGGUUAAACUAUUCUGGAGCAAUCCUUAAAAAUAAAGUGACUGUUGAUAAAUGUCAACAAAAUAAGUAGCAUAUGUAAAGGAAGUGUUCUGGCUGUGCAUCUGGAUUGGCAGCAUGUCUACAUUUAUACAAUUUUAAAGUGGCAUUCCUGAGAAAUUGGGGGUCACUUUCAAUCUUUUAUGAUGUACCCCUUCUGGGAAACAUGCAGCAGAGUGCCAAAUACUGCUCUUUUAAGAUCAUUAUUUUCAAUAACAAAGGCAGCUGGGAAACGAAAAAAGGAAAGCAUUUUCAGAAAAAUGUAGUAUAUGUUGUUUUCUCUUGCAUUUGCUGUUUGCUGAUUUUUAUAGACCACCCAGACUCAUGCUGUCUGAAUUGGGUGGUCACAUUAAUGCUAUAAUUAUAUACAUGACACACUUGCUAGUACAUUUGAUUUGAAAAAUUGUCAGUUUGGGUAUACCACAUCAUAAAUGUUUAUUUUGCUAGUUAGGAGUAGACCACAAUCAUCAUAGGACUUAACAGCAGUUCCCAUAUGGAUGCUGGUACCUUGGGCACUGAUUGUGUAUGCUAAGUGCAUACACUCCAUUAGUUGAGAUAUUACACAAGUGAGUAUAAGUAUUAAAAAGUCUAAAGUGUUUGAGUGAGAACACAUAGCCAAGUGUUCUAUCAUAUUUUUCUUUGUAGUUCUCACAUGUUGAUAAUGUACAGUAAAAUAUAAUAUUUUUGAAACACUUUGUUCCUAAUUUACUGGGAAUGUAGUCUUUUCUUAGAAACAUAAAAGAUGAUGGAAAUUCUCUUUCCUGCUGACCAAUAGCAGUUUUGUAUACAGGCAGUCAUCAACUUAUGAGCACAACUGAGACCAGAAUCCCAGUUCGUGCAAUCCUGAGUGAAGCGGUCAUUAAGAGAGAUGCUCACAUGACUACUUUGCUCAGUGAUUGCAAUCCUGGUUCUGCUAGUUAUGAUCAUUAAGCAAUUGCACAGACCAUUAAGCAGAGCAUCAGCGAUAGGGCCCAUUCCACCAUGCCCAGGAGACCCAGGCUCUCUCUCUGCCUCACCAUGCCUGGGUUCAAGUUUUGUUUGCCUUUUUCUGCAGCUUCAGGCACAUCCAGUUGAUGCAAGGAGCGGCAUUCCUACUGAGACUACCCUCCAUCAUUCUGCAGGCGGGCCCCAUUCUCAUAAUCUUUGGAAGGCUCCCUCUCCAAAUCAUGCACUUUGGAGAAGGGGCCUUCCAAAUGAUCACAAGAAUGAUCAUGUUUGCUAGCCUUCCAACUUUCCCAUGGCUAGAGAACUAGCAAAUGCCACGGUUCUGGAACUUACAAAUCUCUCUAGUCUCUAGAAUGGUGGCAAUUACUGGAAAGAGGGCCAGAAAACUAGCAAAGCCAUAGUUUUGAAGGAUAAACAAUUUUCUAGCCUUCAGAACAAUAGUGAUCACUAGUUUUCGAAUCAGCAUCCACUGGGAGAAAGGCAAAAGUGAAGUCAUGAUCUCAUUGUUCAAAUGAUACACAUUAUAUAACUUACACCAUUUUCAUAGUAAUGUUAUGGCACACAUCAUCAUGACUUGUAUUUGAUGUAUAUUCUUGGUCAAUACCUCUGCCUGCUCCCUACACUAACAUGAUAGGGUCCUUUCUAAAGAAAAUAACCCAUCCUUAAGGCCCAAGAAAGAUGAAGUUCUUUAGGAAGCCACAGAAAUCUUGGUAUUUGCUGCAAUAUAAUGCUCUAAAAUUUUCUGUGUAUUGUUUACUAGGAAUUCUGUGUGCUUUUGCCUUGUCUUCUCUUGCCUAGGCAAUGUUAACAAGGUAUCAAUGUUUUCUAAAUGAUUUUUUAAAAAUAAUUUGGUGUGAUUCUGGAAGGAACACCAUUAAUCCCUUUGCAUUUCAGACAGAUUUUAGUCCUGUCAGAAAUAAUUCAAGACUUUCCCUCAACCUACCAUAUCUCUGCACAUAUGAUCUGACCAAAGUUUACCAAAGUGGCCUUUACCCUACAUUACAUAUCCAUAAUACGUUAUCAGUUAUUUGCUCACUACAUUUAAUGAUUUGUUUCCACUUUAAAAAGUCUAGCUUGGUAGCUGAAAUGUCUUUGCUAUAACUUUUUGUUCAGCUGUGACAUUUUUCCACUGCCCAGCUGUGCAUUUUCUCUUAAGUGACUAUCUGUUGCAUGAAAAGCCAGCUAUAAGCACUUACAGUCCUGCACAGAGGCAGCAUAAUUUCUUUAGCAGCCACAAUCCAUUGGAAAAUAUUUCCACAGUUCCCAAUCUAUAUGAAUGGGAGCUAUGCAAGAACACUUUGGUAGCUCCCAUUCAUGCAGGGGAUCUUCCUUAGGCCUCUUAGUUUGCACUUGUUUAAAUCAAUAUUCACAGAGAAUCUAUUAACUUUGGCAUAUUUUAACAGAAAUCUUUGUUCCCAUAAAAUAGCAACAAAUGAAAUUAAAUAUUUAGUAGUCAGGAUUUGUUAUACUUAUUUGUUAUAAUUCAUUCUUCAUGCACAAUAUGUAUUGUAUUUUGACUGUUUCCUAGGAUAUUAAAACUUCAUGUGCAAUUUGGCUUAAUAAUUUAAUACAACUUUAGUAUACUGUUUAAAUGCAAUUGUUAUCUAAAAUAUGUUAUGACUCAAUGUGGGGAAGAGAAUGAUAAAAUUGAAAAUGUCUUAAUUGUACAUGAGGCAAGAAUCGGUCAGGUUUUGGGCCUAACAUUUUUAUGAUGCACUACGCCACACAAUUCUUGAUAUAGCAAAUGUAAACCAGAUGAUCAUAAUGCACUAAAACUGUUCUCUUGAGUAUUUUAUAUAUUGUAAAUGGAACUGUAUUUAUCUUAUAGUUCUUUUAUUUACUCAAUAAAGCCUUAUGAGAAAGUAA